Molecule: messenger RNA, 1582 nt
Organism: Brassica oleracea var. oleracea
Lineage: Eukaryota; Viridiplantae; Streptophyta; Magnoliopsida; Brassicales; Brassicaceae
Product: serine/threonine-protein kinase BIK1-like
Exons: 6
Coding region: 233-1393 (386 amino acids)
Biological process (GO): protein phosphorylation
Molecular function (GO): protein kinase activity; ATP binding
Source: RefSeq, a predicted model, not a curated record
UCUAUUCAUCCCCCGUGCUUCUCAUUAACACCAACCUUUUUUCUCUCAAUUCUUCACCUUCUCCGAUCUCUGUUCACAUCUCUUUCUCUCUUCCUCGUGGAUCGAAAAGUUUCUAUAAUUCCUCGUUAUCUCCUGCUUACAAAAACCUGUUCAAGAAAGCUAAAGAAGAACGAUCAAGAAUCUCAAAACUGGGAGAAGAACGAGACCCUGUUCUGUUCUGUUCUGGAGUCUGAUGGGUUCUUGCUUCAGUUCUCGAGUCAAGGCCGAAAACCCUUUCAACGAUGGUAAGAGCAGCGUUCUCUACGGCUUAAGCAUGUCGAGCGGGAAGUCGACGGUGGCUGCGGCUCAGAAGACGGAAGGGGAGAUACUUGAGUCAACGCCGGUCAAGAACUUCACCUUCAACGAGCUCAAACUUGCAACUAGAAAUUUCAGACCGGACAGUGUGAUCGGAGAAGGUGGGUUCGGUUGUGUUUUUAAAGGGUGGUUGGAUGAAACCAAUCUCACUCCGACUAAACCCGGAACCGGUUUAGUCAUCGCUGUUAAAAAGCUUAACCGAGAAGGUCUUCAAGGUCACCGUGAAUGGCUGACAGAGAUUAAUUAUUUGGGACGAUUGAGUCACCCGAAUCUAGUCAAACUUGUUGGUUACUGCUUAGAGGAUGAACACCAUCUUUUGGUAUACGAGUUUAUGCCAAAAGGCAGCCUUGAGAAUCAUCUAUUCAGAAGAAGUACAUAUUUUAAACCGCUCCCAUGGUUUCUACGGAUCAAGGUUGCCCUUGAUGCAGCAAAGGGGAUAGCCUUUCUUCAUAGUGACCCUGUCAAAGUCAUAUACCGAGACAUUAAAGCCUCCAACAUUUUGCUUGACGCGGACUAUAAUGGGAAACUCUCUGACUUUGGACUAGCUAGGGACGGUCCAACGGGUGAUCUAAGCUAUGUUAGUACAAGGAUUAUGGGUACAUAUGGCUACGCUGCUCCUGAGUAUAUGUCAUCUGGUCAUUUAAAUGCAAGAAGCGAUGUGUACAGUUUUGGGGUUGUGCUUUUAGAGAUUUUGACGGGUAAACAAGCGUUGGACGAUAACAGGCCGGCUAACGAAGAAAGCCUUGUGGAAUGGGCUCGACCGCACUUCGCAAGCAAACGCAAGGUUCUCCAAAUCGUGGACGCUCGGCUAGAGACACAGUACCUACCCGAAGAGGCGGUGAGAUUGGCCAGCAUUGCGGUUCAGUGUCUCUCGUUGGAACCGAAGGCUCGCCCGACCAUGGACCAAGUGGUCCGUGCCUUGCAGCAACUUCAGGAUAACUUGGGAAAACCAACCCAGACCGAUCCGGUUAACAAGACGCAAGGUUUUAAAACCGGAGCUAAGUUACCAGAGAAACGGUCCACACCCAAACCUUUUUAGCAGGCACAUCACCUAAGCCUUUUUGAGACUUGGGAAACUGGUCAACGGCAAUGGGAAUUUUUUUCUGGUGGGUGCUUGUUACUGCGAAAAUCCUUUAUAACAUACUAGCGGUAUUCCGGCUCUCGUAUGUGUUGUUUUUAAUAAAUUUUAAAUUAAUUUUAUGGUUUCAGUAAAUAAAAUAUUUUUAAA